AUUUUGCGUGGGUGUUCCGUUAAGUCGAAGGUGUGGCUCAUUAGCGAAAUCAAAAUGGCGUCCGUCGUUCUAUUCCAGCCUUCGCCUAGCUUAAAGAAAGCGGCUGGUCUUAUUAAUGAGGCUAAUUCUGACACUUUUGGCAAGAUACUUUCCAGAACACUACAAAAACUCCAUCUGAAGACCGACUCGGUUUUCAGUGAGGAUGAAAUCGAAAAGCUUCAAGGCUCCCUCGGGUUAGACUCGCAAGAUCUCGAGCUCCUUCUCGAAACGACCGUAUUCAUAUUUCAACAGGCUGCAUAUAAUAUAGCAAAAGUUCAAGUCCUUCAAAAGCAAUUACAAGAGAUUGGACUUAACGAAGAAAAGGCGGGUCUCUUUUCCCAGAUAUGGGGCAGUCAUGGGAAAUUAGUCGUCGAGAAACUCCGUUCUCAUCAGUUCUAUCCAAGUCAACUGGAGGAGACAAAAUGGCGGCUCAACCUUCAAAUGGCCGACUCGUCUUUUUCGAGACUGAAGGAACCGAAUGCCAUUUUUGAACUAACUGUUUCAGGAAAGGAAAAGGAGACAGAGAAGAUAAAACUGGACUUUAACCACUCCGAACUCUACCAAUUCUACAAGCAGCUUGAAAGCAUACAAGAUCAGCUUGAUUCUCUUAAUUAAUUUGUACAUUACUUAGGAAAACUAAUAGAUUUAUUAUUAUUGUUAUUAUUAUUAUUAUUAUUAUUAUUAUUAUCAUUAUUAUUGUGUUAUUGUAUUGCUAUUGUUGUUGCUGUUAUUUUUAUCUUUCUCUAGUUUCGAUUUCUUAGCUUUCAAUGUCUCCUCUCUUUCUCACUCACUCUCUCUCUCUCUCUCUCCAUCUCCUUGUCUCUCCUCUAAAGUUAUGGUGUAUGGAAGUAUGUAUGUAUAUUACUUUGCUGUUUAAAGAAAUCAACAAUUUUAAAAAACUA
Molecule: messenger RNA, 941 nt
Organism: Amphimedon queenslandica
Lineage: Eukaryota; Metazoa; Porifera; Demospongiae; Haplosclerida; Niphatidae
Product: COMM domain-containing protein 10-like
Exons: 8
Coding region: 55-654 (199 amino acids)
Source: RefSeq, a predicted model, not a curated record